Messenger RNA from Schistosoma turkestanicum, 997 nucleotides. Lineage: Eukaryota; Metazoa; Platyhelminthes; Trematoda; Strigeidida; Schistosomatidae. The record is from the annotation of a GenBank genome assembly.
GUUCGACGACCAAGUUUUGUGUUGCAUGAUAACCUGUAUCGUUUGUAAUUUUUGACAGAUGUGUGAUGUUCAUAAUGAAACUAUCAAAGUGUGCCAGGCUUGUAAACGUAUUAAGCCAGCAGAAAUAGCAAACCUUUGUCCCGAAAAAGAGUCUCGUUAUCAUCUUUUUCGCUUCCGUUAUGUGUUUGAAGGUGAACAACGUUCUGCUACCUUUUUUAUCCACACAAUAUCUGGUAAUCAAAGCUCAGUAAAAACUCGAAUGUUGUAUUCUAGUUGCAAGGCAGCUUUACUGACUCGUCUGGACCGCGAAUUUAAAAUAACCUUUGAUCACAGAUUUGAAAUUGAUGAAACUAAUGAAUUGACCGCACAGUAUUUCAUGGAUAUAUUAUAUCCUAAACAUGAAGAAAAACAACUUACAUUUCAAAAACCACAAGGUCCUAUGGGACGUCGUCCCAGAACACAUAUCCUUUAACAAACAUUUCCUCCUAUUGAAUUUCCUAUCAAUUGUGUUGUAACACAUUGUUUUAGUUAUUAAUUUCCUUUUGAUUGCCUUCUAUUUUAUUAAUUUAUUCACUUCAGAAUAUUAUAUACAUAUAUAUAUGUAUAUUAUUUGAUAAUCGUUUGAUUUUCCAUGAUUCUUAUGCUUAUAUUGUUUUAUAUUAAAUUACAGAUUAACUGAAUUGCUGAAUUUGUUGUACAUCAUGUUUUUCUCUUUAUAUCGAUUUUAUUUCUUCUGUACACAUACUCAUUUAUAAUAUCGUAUGGUGUCCUAAAUAAAAUUCAAAAAAAAAAUUUUCCACAGUAUCUAGUUUUCAUUUACAUUUGUUUAUCAGUUCAGUUUAAUGCGUUAUCUUAUCACUUUGCCUUAUGGAAAAAUGAAGGCAGUUCUGUUUAUGAUUAUAAUUUUCUUUGAUUUAUGUAAUAGUAUUAUUGACCAACAAUCAAAAAUUUUUACCGAUACAGCCGUUUUUCAGAUAUAUAUAUAUAUAUAUAUAUA